This is a messenger RNA of Eurytemora carolleeae, 4781 nucleotides long. RefSeq lists its product as uncharacterized. NCBI's taxonomy places the organism in Eukaryota, Metazoa, Arthropoda, Copepoda, Calanoida, Temoridae. The record is from RefSeq and is a predicted model, not a curated record. The transcript is spliced from 11 exons. Bases 34 to 4740 code for a protein of 1568 amino acids.
UUUACAGAAAGAAAUGCUUCUAAGAUUCUAAAAAUGCAUCAGAAUACAGUUGAGAAACCGACUAGCGCGCCGGUCAGAGUAUCUGCUAGUUCACCUGUUGUACCAAGCACAGCUGAAGAGUUUUCUCCGACCUUUGCAAAGUUUGUUCUUGAAGAUUGGUUUAAGAGAAAUGAUCAGGAUCCGGCUUUAGUGGAAAUCAGGACAGCAAAAGGACGAAAGAAUGAACAGCAAGGACUCUUAAGUACAACUUUCAUCCUGGACAUCUCAUAUUCCUAUCAGAAUGAGAAUCUGGAGAAAAGUGUAUUUGUCAAGAUUCCUCUUAAAGGUGAAGCAGGAGCAAGUUACAAACAGGUAAAUGUACGAGAGAAUGAGAUGUACCAGCGAAUAUUACCGGAGUUACAAAACUACUUGUCAGAAAACUGCCAAGGUUUCUUCUGCUUGGGUGUGCCUGAGAUAAUCUACACGAACUACCAGGAGGAUCAACUACACGAUGUCCUUGUUCUAGAGAACCUAGUGGCUGCUGGUUUUGAGACUUGUGUAACCCAAGAUCUAAGCAUAGAGAAGGACGGAAAGGAUUAUCUCCGGGCUAGCCUGGAGACACUCGCUCAGCUCCAUGGAACUGGACUCUGCUAUAAGAAAUCUAUUGGAGGAAAUGCAGGAGUUCUUAAAAACUUCCCUAAUAUAGAGGAGCAGGUUCAGGUUAAGGAUAUUUUGUCAAAAGAAGAAGAGAGGAUGUUCCUAAGAAAACAUUUUUCAGCUUUCAUCAGGUACCUUGAAGAGUCUGACGAUGAAUUGAAAGGAAUAACCCAAUAUAUGAGGAAAAUGGAUUCAUAUCUGUUUAAAAUUUUACAGGUUUUGGACCAGUCUGGAGUAUCCAAUUUAAACACCCUUUGUCACGGAGAUGCCAAACCAAAUAAUUUCAUGUUUAGAAAGAUCUGCCUGGAGUUCGAAGAUAUAGGAAUGUCUGAGUUGGAUUGUCAAGGAGUUGAAGCUAUGCUCAUUGACUGGCAGGGAGGUUUCUUAGGAUCCCUGUGCAAUGACCUAAUGUGGUGUAUUUAUCCCUUUCUUGAGGUUAACAACCACAAUACAGAGCUAUACAACUUUGCGUUCCAACACUACCAACAGGAACUCCAGAACGUUCUGCAGACAUUUGGAACGAGUUUAGCCGAGCUCAACCUUCCGGAGAGUCCAGCAGAGUUCAGAUCCUUGAUACGGAGAGGAUUCGUUCUUGAAUUCAUGAUCGUAACUAUUCUCCGACCUGUUAUGAAUAUCACUAAACCUGACAAGGUCUCCAAGUGGUAUGAAAAGCUCGUCAAGUAUGAACGGAGGAAAGAGAGGGGAGGAAUACAUAAAUAUCUAGCAGGGAAACCUCCUAAACUACCGAGUCAAGAAGAGGUUUUUCAAAACCCUAGAUAUAUGGAGUUUUUACAGUUUUAUUUCAAGAUUGCAACCUCCCUGGGAGCUUUUCAGGAGAUGGGGUUGAUUUACUUUGAGCUCAUGAAGGACAGUAUGUUCGGAGAAGGCAAGCUGGAUGGUUUUGAAGGAGAUGUUGCCAAGAAAACCAAACCUUUCUCUGGUGAAUGGUUGAAACGAACACUAUUUGGAUGCACUAACUCUCAGAAUCAAGAUACAGAUAUGUACACUAAGAAGGAUGAGGAGGAGAAAGGGAAUAAUAUUAAAGUGGAGACUGAGGUUGCUUUGUGUAUUGGAGCUGAUAUCGUUUAUGCGGACGAGGAUGAAACGAAACCAAGAGUAAAGAUUGAGACUGGUCAAGGACAGGAACUGCAAAAGAAGGAUACAGAAGAGGAGAUCUAUGAAGAUGUAAAACCUACUCCAGAUACUCAGGUUCCUCAGCCUCCCAGGGAACCAACUCCGGAUCCUUUACGCACCUUGGCAGCUGAACUUCAUGCCAACUUUCUAGAUUAUAAAACAUCCUACUCCGGCCUCAAGGGUAUUCUGGAUAAUCUUGAACCAACGGAAGAAAACACUGAAGACUCAGUGUUGAGAGAAGAGCAGGAAGAUAUAUUAACUGAGAUUAUACCACAAGUUAAACCAAAUUCUACAGGUUCUAGACCUUCCAGCUCCAGGUCCCAACCUGUCAGUACUCCAACUAUACCUGGUGUAGAUGAAGAAAGAAUAAAUUUGAAUACUCCACUGACCUUGAGAAAGGUUUCCAAGGAUGUGGAUUUCAGUAAUCGGAAGGUUCAAGAAGCAGUUUCAUUUCUCUCAUCUGAUUGUCCAACGGAACCUUGUCAAGAACAGAGGUUUAAAAUCUCUAGACAAGCUUCCACAGAGACUAGGAAAGAUUCAUUCUGCAGUAACCUUUCUAAACAGGAGCUCAUGGAUAUACUGGACGAGGAUGAGGCUGCGUGGGAUGAAAGUGAGAAAACUGCUCUAAGCACAGAACCAAUCCCAGAGAAAGAGAACAUAUCACUGAAUUCCAGUUGCUCCGUACCCAGUCAGAGCAAACAGAGUGCAGAACUUCCAACAACUUCUGAUGAUAAAAAAUCCAUCCUGGCCUGGUUGAGUUUAUCUCCCAGUGCAGAAACUGCUGAAUCAACUGACUAUGUACCAUUGGAUUUUGAUGAUGACACGAUUAAUGAUAUUGUCAAACAAAAUGCUGAAAGUCCUAAAGACUUGAACCAAAUUAACCUACAACCAGUAAUUUUAGAACCAGCAGAUUUGAAACCAAUAGUUUUGCAACCACUUGACUUACAACUUAUAGAUUUGCAACCUGAUGAUGUGCAACCUGUUGUUUUGCAACCAGCUGAUUUGCAAACUAAUAAUGUGCAAUCUGAUGAAUUCCACGGCGUCGUCAAUCAGCAAGAAGCGGAACCACAAAAUACAAACUCUAUCCUGAAUUGGCUCUCCUUAUCCAAACAAAUCUCUGAAUCUAAACCUGGAAAUGGAAACGAACUCCCUAAUUCAGAACCUUCAAAUAACCCUUAUUCUACAAAGAAAGAUCUAGAUAUAAAUGAAAAAGAAGAAACCGAAAGCGUUAAAAAAAAUGAUGAAAAUAUCAGGAUUGAAGACAAAACUAGUUCCGAUGUACUUAAUAUUGAUACUUCUGAACAAAUACCUUUUAAAAACAUUAAAGAGACUGCAGAAGAAACUGAGAUUUUUGAAAAACCAGAUUCUGAACAAGGAAAUGAUAUCCUUGAAACACAAACUGCUUCUGUAAACAAUGCUUGUGAUUUUGAAAAGACUGGAGUUACAUCUGAAAGUGCCUCAGAAGAACCUGUAAAUAAUUCUAUUCAACAGAACAAUGAAAAGAAGAAAGUGGAAGAUGUUCCCAGACUUCAAGAUAAUGUUGAUGGUGUAGAUGUCUGCAAUGAUGAAAAAAUAGAGGAAGAAUCUAAAAAUGAUUCUGACAAGAACCAGGAAAAUAUCUCACAAACUCCUGCAAUACUGAUAAAUCUGGAAGUUGAAGCAAAAACCCUGCAAGCCUUUGAACUCAAGGAAUUGAAAGAUAUUAGUGGUAUCGGAAAUAUGGCAAGUCAGAUUGCAACGGAUAUUAUUUAUGGAAGUCUAAGAAAAUCUGCGAAAAAGGCUAAAAUUUUACAAGAAAAUAUGGAUUCAAAUAUUGUGAAUGCUAAUGGGCAAAGUGAGAAAAAAGAGAAGAUUGAAAUCAAAGAGAUGGAAACUGCAUCAUGUAAUGGUGUUCAUAAGACUAAUGAUAACAAGAUUGGGUCUGAAACUACCAACCAAAUCCUAGAGGAAGUUAUUGAUGAUAUUAAACAUUUGCCUACUGCAGAUGAUGCAUCUUUAAUGAAUACUGCAGAGACUAGAGCUGGAAUAGAAGAUCAAAUUGAAAAUGAGAAAGAUGAAGAAAAAAAGAAAAAGCAGGAAAAUAUGUUAAAUUUGAUUAGAUCACGACUUGCUGAGGAAGCUCGAGUAUUAAAACCUUCCAAAGAUGAAUCUGAAGUUCAAGCAACCAUCUGCACACAAAAGAUAGGUCAAGAAAUAGACGAUCUGAAAGAUAUCCUGCCAAACCUGAAAAUCAAACGAACCAUCAGUAUAGGGGCUAAUUUAAACCCUGAUCUAACCCAAACCCAAACUGUAACUACUGAAGAUGAGGAUAUGCCCAGUCUUCUGGAUUCUCAGGUUGACAAGAAUGAAAACAAUUCUAAACUCCAGGUUUCAGAAGCUCUAGUAAACCGAGAGAACUGUGAUCAGGUUGUGGAAAUAUUCGACUUUAUAGCUGAGAAUAUUGAUCAAUCAGACAUGAGCUCAGUAGUUCGUAGGUUCGGAGCGAGGGAAACCGAAGUUUCGGAGAACCUUGGUUUACAUACUAGCAUGAAGAGUAUGAACAAUCGUCUCUCCUACCUAGAGCUGGAGAACGGGGACGGAUUACAAAAUAAUGUUCUGCUCAGCGGAGCUGAUCUCCAGGAUAACUUAAAUGUGAUAAAAGGCGAAGGAUUGGAAAAGUAUACUCUAUCACAAUCAAAGAUAAAUCCUGAGAAAGCGUUGACUGCUCAAGAAGAAUCAGAUAUAGAGCAGGCGAUUAAACACCAACCGGAGAAGAACCAAUUUUCUGAAAAACUUAUUUCAAACCCAUUUUCAUCAGUCCUUGAACAAGACAGUCCUCCAAAUAAGAACAGUAGUCCUGAGACGGAAGAGGAUGAAUCUCCGGAGCAGGAUGAUGAACCUGAAACCAGCUCCAGGAGUGGAAAUAGUACACUCAAGAAGAGAAGAAACUCCCAAAAGAAGAAACGAAGAAAGAGUAAAUUAUAUUUCUGAGUUUCCCCUUUAAAACAAUACACAGUUAAUGUACAGACAUA